This is a messenger RNA of Triticum aestivum (bread wheat), 1516 nucleotides long. RefSeq names its product protein PIN-LIKES 6. Gene Ontology annotation, cellular component: membrane. The transcript has 9 exons. The coding region runs from base 223 to 1404 and encodes 393 amino acids. Lineage: Eukaryota; Viridiplantae; Streptophyta; Magnoliopsida; Poales; Poaceae. Gene Ontology annotation, biological process: endoplasmic reticulum to cytosol auxin transport. The record is from RefSeq and is a predicted model, not a curated record.
UCUCCGCAGCGCCCGGGCGCAUCGGCCUAGGCCCCCCACGUCGACCACCAACAGCCGCCCACUCCCGAAUUCACCGAUUGAGAUCCAGAGAAGCACCGCCGCCGAGGAAACGGGAGGUAAAUUAAACUCGGCGUUUGACCAACUACGCGCGUGCAUGCAUGCGUUCUUGCAUUGCUCUUGCCUACCUCGCUGCCGAUUCGCCGUCGACGUGGUGGCACAUACAUGAUGGAGAUGUCGCUGAUGGAGGCGAUGGUGAGCGGCGGCACCGGGGAGUCGAUCCUGACGUCGAUGAAGUUUGCCGUGCUGCCGAUCGCCAAGGUGUUCACAUUGUGCUUCAUGGGCUUCCUCAUGGCCACCAGGUACAUCGGCAUCCUCGACGCCAACGGCCGCAAGCUUCUCAACGGGCUAGUGUUUUCCCUACUACUUCCAUGCCUUAUAUUCACUCAGCUUGGACGAGCAAUUACAGUGCAGAAAGUGUUAGACUGGUGGUACAUUCCUUUAAAUAUUGUUGUGGGGACAGUGUCUGGUUCUCUAGUAGGCCUUCUUGUGGCGUUGAUUGUGCAGCCGCCACAUCCAUAUUUCAAGUUCACCGUUGUCCACAUCGCUAUAGGCAAGCCAUAUUCUGCCAGCAAUUCAGCAUGGAUCCAUGGUUCCGUACGUAACAAUGGAAACAUGCCUCUCGUCCUGAUCGCCGCUCUCUGUCGAGACCCAUCGAACCCGUUUGGGGAUCCUGAGAAAUGCAAGCAGGACGGCAACGCCUACGUCUCUUUUGGGCAAUGGGUCGGGGCGAUUAUCUUGUACAGCUACGUGUUUCAGAUGCUUGCGCCGCCGCCUGGUGAAACCUUCGAUGGAAGCAGAGUGGAGAAUCCCCCUCCCCCAGCCCUGGCUGCUGCACCUGCACCUGAACAAGUUCGCCUGCUAACCUCGCGUGCAUCUGAACAAGCUCCCAAGUGCUCAAAAGCACUGGAAAUUCUGCACAUCUUUGUUGAGAAAUUUAAGCUGAAGCGAGUGUUUCAACCACCGGUGAUUGCAUCGGGGGGCAAUGAUCCCAUGCAUCUUGCUCCCCUCGGAGGCAAUCUCGUCGAUGGUCCGGGUGCGGGCAGCAAGAAGCUGGGACUGAGGACGACGGCGGCGAUCAUCAUCGGGCGGCUGGUGCUGGUCCCACCGGCGGGGAUGUGCAUGGUGGCCCUGGCGGACAGGCUGGGGUUCAUCCCGAGGGGUGACACCAUGUUCAAGUUCGUCCUCCUCCUGCAGCACUCCAUGCCUACCUCGGUGCUCUCCGGGGCCGUCGCCAAUCUGCGCGGGUGCGGGGAGGAGUCGGCGGCGGUGCUCUUCUGGAUGUACGUUUGCGCCGUCUUCUCCGUCGCCGGGUGGAUGGUGCUCUACAUCAGGAUGCUCUUCUGAGGCCUCCACCCCUUGUGUGGUUCCGUUCCCGCUUCUUCCACCAAGGAAAUGUUACUCUAUACUCCCAUCCACUCCGACCGAUAUACAUCAUACACUGCUGUUGCUUACUGCA